AUGAAACCACAGUAUAACACAAGUCCUAUGAGACCGAGCUCAGCUUAUCCUUUCAAUAAGCUAUCUCACCCAGACUGUUCGUCUUCCUCUUCCUCAUCAUUGUCAUCAUCAUCAUCAUCGACAACUAUGGCAACUGCUGCUAACCAUUCAAGAGAUUUCAAUUCUGACCGUUCAUCCCCAUCGAAUAUUAAGGAUAUGAAGCAUAAUCCUCACCUGCAUCCUCCACACCAACACCACUACCACAAUCAUCCUCCUCAAAUGUUAUCAAUGAGUCCACCAGAGACUGGACUACAAUUUGAUCCUAUUACACAGCAAAGUUUAUCUGCUGCUGCUUCUUCUUUUGUCAAAUCAUUAACUGGUUUUAAUUUUAAUAAUUCAUCAACAGGAUUUUUAUUUCCAAAUCCCCCACUUUCAUCCUUGCCAACAAAUUCCACAGCGUUUGGAUUAAAUCAAAAUGGACCAUUAUCAAUACAACAAGCCCAGCUUGCACAACCACCAAUGUUACUGAAUGGAAUGGGCUGUUUAUCCAAUACAAUACAUCACUUACGAUCUAAUUCACUGAAUCGGACCUCAUCGACUCUUGUUAAUCCAUACUCACUUGGGCAUGAGAUGUCAUCGAGUAAUUUACAGUCCCCAAGUAGUGUUGAAUCAUUGCAUUCGUUGUCCACAGAUGAAAGUCCUACAUCCAGUGGAAUGAAACGAACAUCAUUGACUAGUACAACUGGUCAUUAUGUAGUGACAGCUUCAGCGACAGCAGCGAUGACGAUGACAACAACAAAUUCAUGUCCAACACCAGCAAGAAGACGUCAUCGGACAACAUUUACCCAGGAUCAACUACAAGAACUGGAGUCAGCCUUUCAAAAAUCUCAUUAUCCAGAUAUUUAUUGUCGUGAAGAACUGGCAAGAAUGACGAAAUUAAAUGAGGCUAGAAUACAAGUUUGGUUUCAAAAUAGGCGGGCAAAAUAUCGUAAACAGGAAAAGCAGUUAGUAAAGCAACAACAACAACAACAGCAACAUCAUGAACAUAGACAUCUUCAAAAUGUACAAUAUAACCAACCAUUUCAUGGUUUACGUAAUGCAUAUCAUACAGUUGGCCCAAAUCCACAUCUUCAACCUUAUCCACACUCAAGUAUUUAUAAUGGUACGACUAUUCCUCUGACAUCAAAUCUGCCUAGUAGUAGUCAUUCGUUAUUUGAAAACAUCAACAAUAUGCACGACAGUAAUAAUGAUGAAAGUAAUAAUAACAGCGGUGUGAAUACUGAUGGUAGUUUAUCUUAUUCUGCUUGCAUGUCAUUACCAACUAAUUUAAUUGGUACAUCUGCCCUGGGAAUUCCCCCUGGUUUGACUAACAGUAAUGCUUUAAUGAGUUAUUAUGGUUCCAGUUUGCCUUAUAUGCCAAGGAAGGUGUUCACUCCAACAUUUAAUCCAGCAUAUCAGCAGCACAAUCCACUGUCAUCCCAUAAUAAUAAUAAUAACACUAGUGGUCAUAGACGAGGAAAUAUUUUCCCUCUGACCAAUUCUCCUCUGCCAAGUAACAUGGAGUUACCAUCAUUAUCUUCACCGAUAAACACUGAAUCACCGAACCACACUAGUUCAGCUUCAUCACCUCUACUUUCAUCAUUGUCAACGGCACCAAAUUUUUCUGGUAAUCCAGUAGCAUUUCUGCCAGACUUAUCUUCUGGACCGUUGAUGCAAAGAGCUGCAGCCGCAGCCGCUGCAGCUGCUGUAGCAGGAAUAUGUCAGGCACAUACUACCAACCCGUUAGCUAAUGAUCAGUUUAUAUUUCAGGCUUCAAAUUCAAAUUUAAUUUCUGAUAUUAAAGGGUUGAAAUCUCAUUUUUCCACUUGUUUAUCUCCUGAACAUUUAUCAUCUCAUGCAUUAAGUAAUACGUCCAAUUCAAUGAAAUGGAGUAGUUCACCUCAUGAAAGUACUGGAAAAAUGGAAGUUGAUAAUCCAAAAAUGAUCUCCUCAGUUGAAAGUAUAAGCUAUUCACAACAACAGACAGAAGAUUUGCCAACUGAACAAAAUAAUUAUUCAAUGCAACAGAAUAGCGACUAUCGUUUAACCUUCUCAUCUUCAUCGCCAUAUAAAAAUUUUAAGCGCCAAAAUAUAUGUGAACAACUCAAACAAACAGUUGAUUCAAUGGAACCAAGCGUAAACUUUUCAUCUGAUGUUUCAUUCAUCAACGAUACAUGUGCUAGGAAACCACCUCAGUUAUCACAUUCGCUUCAUAACCAGCAUCGCCCGGAACUUAUAACAUCGGGUCAGGGGUGUGAAUUCCCGAAACACAGUAGUUUGGAUCAGCUUACGCUGAAUACAGUACUUCCAUAUAAUAACGCUAACAAUAAUAACAGUGAUACUCAGUUUUUCAUUCCAUCAUUCUCCUCAGAGCAUUCGAAUUCAUUAAAUUCCAGUAUGAUGGCUUCAUCAACUGCUUUAGUUUUGAAUGCAAAUAAAACUGUAUGCAGUACACUAACACCAAUGUCGUCUUCAGUUGAAGAUACUAUCCAUCAAGAAUCUACACCCAACAUAAUCUCAUUGAGAAAAAUUGCAAAUCUAAGAAAUUUUAGUAAAAUAAACAAUAUUUACAAUAGUCAUUAUUGUGAAAAUCUGGAUCCCACUAAAAAUAAUGCGACAGAAACAAUUUCAAAUCAAGAGGUUUCGUCAGCUAUGUCUUCAACAGAAUCGACAUCAUCCUGUUCACCAUCAAUACCCCAAUCAUCAGUUAAUCGUUCAAUGGGAUGGAACUUCUCACAAUCUCAUUUUGCAAAAAAUCGCAAUCAUAUAACUAACAAUAGUAAUAUUAGUAGCAUGUAUCUUAAUAGUGGAGACUCGCCCUACUUGAAUACAACAAAUGAUGUAGGUACAGUAAGUGGACAACAAAACUAUGAUGGAAAUGAUGCAGGUUGCAGUACUGUUAAUAAUAAUGCUCUGGACAUUGAGCGUGACCAUUCUAAUAUCUACCACAACCAAAUUACUGAUUUCUUACAUUUAAAUGAAACCAAUUCAUUAACAUCAUCUAAUCUACCUAGGUUUGUGCCAAAUACAGAGAAUGAAAGUUCAUCAACGACUGAGGGGACACAGUCGAGUUUGAAAAAUGUUCCGGUCACUUCAACAACUUCUGUAUUUACAAAUCGAUAUUCACAUUUAGAAAAUUCUGAAAACUCAACACCAUCUUCAGAAUGGUGCAGAACAACAGGAAACGCUUUCCAAGGUGUACAUUCAUCAAGUCAUCAUUCUAAUGGUAUCAUCAAUUCAGUACUUCGAUAUCGAAUGUAA
Messenger RNA from Heterobilharzia americana, 3279 nucleotides. NCBI's taxonomy places the organism in Eukaryota, Metazoa, Platyhelminthes, Trematoda, Strigeidida, Schistosomatidae. The record is from the annotation of a GenBank genome assembly.